This is a messenger RNA of Vitis vinifera (wine grape), 2097 nucleotides long. RefSeq lists its product as uncharacterized. The record is from RefSeq and is a predicted model, not a curated record. The transcript has a single exon. Lineage: Eukaryota; Viridiplantae; Streptophyta; Magnoliopsida; Vitales; Vitaceae. The coding region runs from base 1 to 2097 and encodes 698 amino acids. Gene Ontology annotation, molecular function: nucleic acid binding; zinc ion binding.
AUGUCUUUUGAGAUUGAUAAAGAAUUGAAUGAGGACUCAAUGUUGAUGCAUAAAAGUAGACACAUUCAUUGUGAUUCAGUUGAAACUCUUACUGUUGAUGGUGAAAAUGGACCAAGAUUUCAAAAUGAGUCACAUGAAGGGUAUAAAGUUCAUGAUUGGAACAUGAAUGAGACUGCAAUUAAUGAGGAGGAUUAUAGAAUGAAUACUAACCCUACUAGUGAUAAGCAAGUGACCCAAAUUGGCUUAUUCAGAACUGGUUCAGCUCAGAGUGCAGAAAUCUUGACCAUGAUUGAUACAAGUGAUGGGUUCAUACAUGACAAUCCCACUAUAAUCGAAGAUGUAGCAAAUGAAAGACAAAACAUGAUGCAACAACCUAUAGUUAGUGGAAUUAGUGAUGACCAUCUAGAAGAACACCAAAUUUACUCAAGUAAGAAAGAAUUACAAAGGAAGUUGUAUAUGAUGGCUCUGAAAAGGAAGUUUGAGUUCAAAACAACUAAAUCCACUACUAAGUUAUUGCUUGUUGAAUGUUUUGAUAAAGAAUGCAAGUGGCGAGUUCGUGCUACCAAGUUGGGGAUUUCCAAUAUGUUUCAAAUAAUGAAAUUCUAUUCAACACACACUUGUCGGUUAGAUAUGAUGUCUCGUGACAAUCGACAUGCAAGUAGUUGGUUGAUUGGUGAGAGUAUAAGAGAAACAUAUCAAGGGAUUGGUUGUGAAUUUCGACCAAAAGACAUUGUAGCAGACAUUCGAAAGCAGUAUGGCAUUCAAAUCAGUUAUGAUAAGGCGUGGAGAGCCAAAGAACUUGCUCUAGGUUCUAUUAGGGGAUCACCUGAGGAGUCUUAUAACACUUUACCAUCCUAUUGCUAUGUUUUAGAGCAAAAAAAUCCUGGUACCAUUACUGAUAUAGUUACUGAUUGUGAUAAUCAAUUCAAAUACUUUUUUAUGUCGAUUGGUGCAUCUCUUGCUGGGUUUCACACAUCAAUAAGGCCUGUGGUUGCAGUUGAUGGGACAUUUUUGAAAGCAAAGUACUUAGGGACUUUAUUUAUUGCAGCGUGUAAAGAUGGCAACAAUCAGAUAUACCCUUUAGCCUUUGGGAUUGGUGAUUCAGAAAAUGAUGCCUCAUGGGAGUGGUUUUUACAAAAACUACAUGAUGCACUUGGACACAUUGAUGAUUUGUUUGUGAUAUCAGAUCGACAUGGUAGCAUUGAGAAAGCAGUACAUAAAGUAUUUCCCCAUGCGAGGCAUGGUGUCUGCACUUAUCACGUUGGACAAAAUUUGAAGACAAAGUUCAAGAAUCCUGCAAUUCAUAAGUUGUUCCAUGAUGCUGCCCAUGCUUAUCGUGUUUCAGAGUUUAAUUUUAUAUUUGGGCAACUAGAGAUGAUUGACCCAAGAGCAGCAAGAUAUUUGAUGGAUAUAGGUGUUGAUCGAUGGGCACGUUCAUAUUCUACCGAAAAAAGAUAUAAUAUCAUGACGACAGGGAUCGUUGAAAGCCUUAAUGCUGUGUUGAAAAAUGCUAGAGAUCUUCCGGUUUUGCAAUUGGUUGAAGAAUUGAGAAACUUACUUCAAAAAUGGUUUGUGACUCGUCAACAACAAGCAAUGUCAAUGUCAACUGAACUUACCAUGUGGGCUGAUGGAGAACUUCGUUCUAGGUAUAAUAUGUCAGCAACAUAUCUAGUGGAACCUAUCAACUCCAAGGAGUGUAAUGUUAACUAUGCUGGCAUUAGUGCUCAAGUGAAUUUAGACACUCGUUCAUGCACAUGUCGACAAUUUGAUCUUGAUCAUAUUCCAUGUGCACAUGCUAUUGCUGCUUGUAGAUUUUACAACAUUUCAUGUUACACUUUGUGCUCCAAGUAUUUUACUACUAAAGCAUUGUUAUCUUCAUAUUCAGAGUGUAUUUAUCCAACUGGAAAUGAAAUAGAUUGGGUAGUACCUAAUCAUAUUCGUGAUAAAGUUGUGUUACCACCUAAAACAAGACGCCCAACAGGAAGACCAAGGAAAGUAAGAAUUCCUUCUGGUGGAGAGGGCAAGCGCACAUCUCGUUGUAGUCGAUGUGGUCAAUAUGGGCAUAAUCGGAAAACAUGCAAACGACCAAUCCCUUGA